AAAAUGAGGAUCAAUUUGGUCCCUGUACUUCUCUUCUUCAUCAUCAUCAUCAUCUUCAACCCAUCCACCAUUGUAGUAUCCGAUACAACAACAGACGGUUCAGUUUUCUCAACCGUUGACCAAAUCUUCAACACAACAAGCCAAUGGCUCCAUUUCCCGGCGAAUUUCAACCAACCAACGAUCGAGAUCUCCGUCCUCACGAUAAUCGCCGCCGUUCUCUCGUUCUUCGCCGCCUCGAUCUCCAGCGCCGGAGGAAUCGGCGGCGGCGGUCUCUUCAUCUCGAUAAUGACGAUCGUCGCCGGGCUCGAAAUGAAGACGGCGUCGAGCUUCUCGGCGUUCAUGGUAACCGGCGUCUCCAUCGCGAACGUGGGAUGCAAUCUCUUCGUCAGAAACCCUAAAUCGGGAGGCAAAACCCUAAUCGAUUUCGAUUUGGCUCUCACUCUUCAGCCAUGUCUGCUUCUCGGUGUCAGCAUCGGCGUGAUCUGUAACCGUAUGUUCCCUAACUGGCUCGUGACGUCACUCUUCGCCGUCUUCCUUGCGUGGUCGACGAUGAAGACUUGCAAAAAGGGUCUUUCUUACUGGAAAUCGGAGUCGGAGAGAAGGAGUCGGAGGAGAGACGAGGAAGAGGAUCGGAUCGAGGGAGCGAGAUCGCCGCUACUGUGUAACGAAGGAGAAGAGUCCGGAGGAAAGAUGGGGUUUCCAUGGAUGAAGCUCGGAGUUUUAGUGGUCAUCUGGUUAUUGUUCUUCUCCAUUAAUCUUUUUCGAGGAAACAAGUACGGUCAGGGAAUCAUAUCGAUCGAGCCAUGUGGAGCUCUUUACUGGUUCCUCUCGUCUCUCCAAAUACCUCUCACUAUCUUCUUCACUCUCUGGAUUUGCUUCGGUGAUAGUGUUCAAAGCAGCCACACAUCAUCACUUAACCAAGACUUUGAAAAGGAGAUUGAAGAUGGGAGAAGGAGCAACGGAGUAAGACAGAACAAGUUUAUGCUCCCUCUAAUGGCUCUCUUGGCUGGAGUUUUGGGUGGCCUUUUCGGUAUUGGAGGUGGAAUGCUCAUUAGUCCUCUUCUUCUCCAAAUUGGUAUUGCUCCUGAGGUAACUGCAGCAACAUGUUCUUUCAUGGUUCUGUUUUCUUCGACUAUGUCUGCAAUCCAGUACCUACUUCUAGGCAUGGAACACGCUGGAACCGCUGCGAUAUUUGCUCUGGUCUGCUUCGUAGCGUCUCUGGUCGGACUAAUGGUGGUUAAGAAGGUUAUAGCCAAGUACGGGAGGGCUUCGAUCAUUGUGUUUGCGGUAGGUAUCGUCAUGGCACUGAGCACUGUACUGAUGACAACCCAUGGAGCUCUUAAAGUCUGGGACGAUUUUGUCUCUGGUCGCUACAUGGGUUUCAAAUUACCCUGUUGA
Messenger RNA from Thlaspi arvense, 1398 nucleotides. The record is from the annotation of a GenBank genome assembly. Lineage: Eukaryota; Viridiplantae; Streptophyta; Magnoliopsida; Brassicales; Brassicaceae.